Messenger RNA from Cuscuta campestris, 1111 nucleotides. Lineage: Eukaryota; Viridiplantae; Streptophyta; Magnoliopsida; Solanales; Convolvulaceae. The record is from the annotation of a GenBank genome assembly.
CAAAAAUCAAAUAAGAAGAUUAAAAGUAUAUUAGUAUUUGAAUACUUGUUUGGACUUUUUGCACAAAAGAGAAGAAGACCUGUUUGGACUUUUUGCACCAAAGAAGACGACCUGUUUGGACCUUGGAUACCCAACGUAAACCCUAACCCAGAACCCGCUCCGGCCCUUCACCUGUGUCGUCACUCGUCAUUGCUGUUUCUCUCUCAGUCCCUCUUCCGCUCUUCCGUUUUCUGCAAUUUGUGCAGACUUUCUUCUGAAAAUUUUCGAGCAAUGGAGGUGAGUGGUUUGAGCUCUGGAUUGUCUCUUCCGAGCGAAACUGUUGUGAGGUCUCUGUUCGAUGCUUUGGUAGCCGAGACCGUUCUGGUUUCUCAGAGAUCUGCUGCUUUUGUCCUCAUGGUGAUGGGAUGCUUUCUCAGGAGUGAUGGCACAUUCCUCAAAUUGGCAUGUGUUGAACACGGGUUUCCCUUUGAGGAGCUUCACAAGAAGACUAAAGCUGGCGCUGAGAAUAAGGAUGGCAGUGAUACCGAGGAUGACGAUGAAGAUGAUGAAGAUGAAGUUUAUGAUGAUCAUGAUGAUGAAGAUGAUGAUGAUGAUGAUGAUGAUGCAUCUGAGGAUGGUGGAGAGGACGACGAUGAUGGUGGAGAUCCUGAGGAAAAACAUGAGAAUGAUAAUGACGACGAUGACGACGAAGAUGAUGAUGACGACGAUGAUGAUGAUGCUGCUGAUGAUGACGAGGAGGAUGAGGAGGAGGACAAGGAUGAGGAGGAUGAGGAGAAGGAUGAUGAACCUAAAGGACCACCUUUGAAGAAGAGAAAGUGAAGGUGUAUUUGAUGUUCAUUAUGCCGCUGUAAUGGUUGGGAUUCAAUGUUAGUAACUAGGACUGAACUUUAAGCCUUGUGUGGCUUCUUUGUAGCUUUUAGGAAUUGGCCCGUCCUUGUUUAGACACUUGCGCGCUUGCGCUUUUAUUAUUCGAGGGAUUGAUGCGACUUUUGGUAUAUGCUACUAUAUUUUUGUUGAUGAUCUUUUUUCCAUUUCAAUGUCAAAACAUUUUAAACAAUAUCAUAACUCUGCGUUUUUCAAUUGCUCCAUAUAAUAAUAUGACACUUUGAGG